GGAGGCGGCUCGGAGCCGGGGCCGAUCCCGGGAGCCGCAAGGAGCCGGGCAGCUCAGCUGGAGCCCGCCGCCCGGGACAUGGCCAAGGCGGGCCGUGCAGGUGGCCCUACCCCGGGCGGCGGCGCCCCCUGGCACCUUCGAAAUGUCCUCAGUGACUCAGUGGAGAGCUCGGAUGAUGAAUUCUUUGAUGCCAGAGAGGAGGUGGCUGAGGGGAAGAACGCCAUCCUCAUCGGGAUGAGCCAGUGGAACUCGAAUGACCUGGUGGAGCAGAUGGAGACCAUGGGCAAGCUGGAGGAGCACCAAGGAGAAGGGAGCGUGCCGUGCACAUCCAGCAUCCUCCAGGAAAAGCAGCGAGAGCUGUACCGGGUUUCCUUGAGGAGACAGAAGUUCCCAGCCCAGGGUAGCAUUGAGAUCCACGAGGACAAUGAGGAAGUCGGCCCACAGCGCUCCUGCAAGACGCACGUCCUGCUGCUGGUGCUGCACGGAGGGAACAUCCUGGACACAGGCUCGGGGGACCCAUCCUGUAAGGCCGCCGACAUCCACACCUUCAGCUCUGUGCUGGAGAAGGUCACACGUGCCCACUUCCCUGCGGCCCUGGGCCACAUCCUUAUCAAGUUUGUCCCCUGUCCUGCCGUUUGCUCUGAGGCUUUCUCGCUGGUCUCCAACCUGAACCCCUACAGCCACGAUGAGGGCUGUCUCAGCAACAGCCAGGACCACGUCCCUCUGGCCGCGCUGCCCCUGUUGGCCAUCUCCUCCCCACAGUACCAGGAUGCGGUUGUCACUGUCAUCGAGCGAGCCAACCAGGCCUACGCAGAGUUCCUCAAGUCCCCUGAUGGCAUUGGCUUCAGUGGGCAGGUGUGUCUCAUCGGGGACUGUGUGGGGGGCCUCCUGGCCUUUGAUGCCAUCUGCUACAGUGCGGGGCCCUCAGGCGACAGCCCAGGCAGCAGCAGCCGGAAGGGGAGCAUCAGCAGCACUCAGGACAGCCCAGUUGCGGUGGAGGAGGACUGCAGCCUGGCGGGCAGCAAGCGGCUCAGCAAGAGCAGCAUUGACGUCUCCACUGCGCCGGAGGAAGAGGAGCCCAAGAGGCCGUUGCCACGGAAACAGAGCGAUUCCUCUACCUAUGACUGCGAGGCCAUCACCCAGCAUCACGCCUUCCUAUCAAGCAUCCACUCGAGCAUGCUGAAGGAUGAGGCCGAGCCCCCCGUGGCGGGGGCGCCCCAGCUCCCUGAGGUCAGUCUGGGCCGCUUGGACUUCGAUGUGUCCGACUUCUUCCUCUUCGGCUCGCCCCUCGGCCUGGUCCUGGCCAUGCGGAGGACGGUGCUGCCCGGGCUGGAUGGAUUCCAGGUGCGCCCUGCCUGCAGCCAGGUCUACAGUUUCUUCCACUGCGCAGACCCCUCUGCCUCACGGCUUGAGCCGCUACUGGAGCCCAAGUUCCACCUGGUGCCGCCUGUCAGCGUGCCACGCUACCAGAGGUUCCCGCUGGGCGAUGGACAGUCCCUCCUCCUCGCUGAUGCCCUGCACACCCACAGCUCCCUCUUCCUGGAGGGCAGCUCCCGGGGAAGCCCGCCGAUUUUGGACGCCCCUGCCUCACCCUCUCAGGCCCCGCGGUCCCAGCGCCCAGGGCGGAGGAUGAGCCAGGGAAGCUCCCGCAGUGACAGCUCAGAGUCCUCCGACAGCCUGGCCCCCGCUGGAGCCUCCCGCAUCACAGCCAGGUGGUGGGGCACCAAGCGCAUCGACUACGCCCUGUACUGCCCCGAGGUCCUCACGGCCUUCCCCACCGUGGCGCUGCCCCACCUCUUCCACGCCAGCUACUGGGAGUCCACGGACGUGGUGGCUUUCAUCCUGAGACAGGUGAUGCGCUAUGAGAGCGUGAACGUCAAGGAGAGCGCUGGCUUGGAUCCUGCCGCACUGAGCCCUGCUAACCCCCGAGAGAAGUGGCUUCGUAAGAGGACCCAGGUCAAGCUGCGGAAUGUCACUGCUAACCACCGGGCCAAUGACGUGAUUGCUGCCGAAGACGGCCCCCAGGUCCUGGUGGGACGGUUCAUGUACGGGCCCCUCGAUAUGGUGGCUCUGACGGGAGAGAAGGUGGACAUCCUGGUGAUGGCGGAGCCGUCCUCGGGCCGCUGGGUGCACCUGGACACGGAGAUCACCAACAGCAGCGGCCGCAUCACGUACAGCGUGCCGCGGCCCCGGCGCCUGGGUGUGGGCGUCUACCCCGUCAAAAUGGUCGUCAGGGGCGACCAGACCUGUGCGAUGAGCUACCUCACGGUGCUGCCCCGCGGCAUGGAGUGCGUGGUAUUCAGCAUCGACGGGUCCUUUGCGGCCAGCGUGUCCAUCAUGGGAAGUGACCCCAAGGUCCGGCCUGGGGCUGUGGACGUUGUCCGGCACUGGCAGGACCUGGGCUACAUGAUCCUCUACAUCACGGGGCGGCCGGACAUGCAGAAGCAGCGGGUGGUGUCGUGGCUGUCCCAGCACAACUUCCCACAGGGCAUGAUCUUCUUCUCGGACGGGCUGGUGCAUGACCCGCUGCGGCAGAAGGCCAUCUUCCUCCGCAACCUCGUGCAGGAGUGCUUCAUCAAAAUCAGCGCCGCCUACGGCUCCACAAAGGACAUCUCCGUCUACAGCGUGCUGGGUCUGCCGCCCUCCCAGAUCUUCAUUGUGGGCCGGCCCACCAAGAAGUACCAAACCCAGUGCCAGUUCCUGAGCGAAGGCUACGCCGCCCACCUGGCCGCGCUGGAGGCCAGUCACCGUUCGCGCCCCAAGAAGAACAACUCGCGGAUGAUCCUGCGCAAGGGCAGCUUCGGUCUACACGCGCAACCCGACUUCCUGCGGAAGCGCAACCACCUGCGCAGGACCAUGUCGGUGCAGCAGCCGGACCCGCCCGCCAACCCCAAGCCGGAGCGGGCCCAGAGCCAACCGGAGUCUGACAAGGACCACGAGCGGCCCCUGUCGGCGCUCAGCUGGGCGCGCGGGCCCCCCAAGUUCGAGUCGGUGCCCUGAGGGCCAGGCUGUGCGCGAAGCAGGGGGGCCCUACCAGGCUGCUUGCGGGGACCGGAGGGGCUGCCUUCUCCCCGACACAGGCCUUUUCCUGCUUUUUCCCUCCUGUGUCUGUCCAGCAGUGUCCGACCACAGAGGGGAGGGACCCUACCCGGCCUUGGGGGCUCCCUGGGCUGCAAGGGGGUGAGGUGCCCAGGUCUCAGCGCAGCCACUGCUGCCUCCCCGGUGCCUGCGACUUCAAGCCCACGUCAGGGCUGAUGUCUGUGUAGUGCGGGGUGCAGGCCUGCCCGGAGUGUUUGACGAAGUCAACCUCCUUUCUGAGCUCUCCAGGCUUCUGCAGCGAGGCUAGGCAGGCCCUAAAGGGAGAGGCCCCCAGGCCAGGGAUCCACAGCUGCCGGCUUCUUGGCUGUGCGGUGGAGAGGCGAGGGACGUUUGCGCCUGCCCUCCCUGUGACAUCCUGAGUCACCAUCGUGGGCCUGGCUCUCCUGUGGCAAAGUGGCCACUUUCUGGGAGUGAGAGGAUGCCCCCUGGGCUCAUGCUACGUUCAGGUGUCUGUCCGUGACCCAGGCAGGACGGGUCUGGUGCUGACGGUCUGUCCUCCUGCAGUUGUUCAUGUCUCGCCUUCUUGUCCUCAGAAUCUUCAUUCUCCUGUGGCCCUUGAGGACAGUUGUUUCUCUUUCCGGAGUCUUGCCUGGUGCCCUCCCCUGGGAGGCUGCAGCCCUGGGCUCUGGCCUGGCUGGGCGGGCUGUGAGCCCUGGAGCUGGCUGCUGGCCCUCUCAGGGCCCUGCCUUCCUAUGUCACGGAGGGGUCUCCCCCGCUGAACUUAGGUUGGUGCGAGUUUCUGACUCCUCGGCUGUCGGGCACUUCUGCCCCCUGAGGCUUUUCAGGCCGGAGAGCUCCUUGGACUGCCCCAUGAUCCACACCGUCCCCACAGUCAGAGAGAGAGGGGCUCUGGGUGGGCCGGGGGAGCCAUGAUCACCCCACCCCUCCAAAGGAAGGCCCUUGGGGUUGAGGGGAAGGGGCCCUGCUCCGUGGAGAGAUUUGCUUUGCACAGAUGCCCAAACCCAGUGUCCCGGGGAAAGAAACACCCUCCCAGAGGGCACCGAUUGGGCCCCUCCUCCGCAGUUCAGCCCAGACUGAAUUCUCCCUUGUGGCGCCUUGAAGGCACAGAGCCGAGGUCCUGGAGUUCUGGGGGUUCAUGUAGUUUUGGCUCAAACUGUUGUAUUUCUUUCCUUCCCUCUGCCACUCAGCUUGGUUUGGUGCCCAUGACUUCCUCCUGGGUCGUCCCCUGCGGUUGGCGGGGGCUUAGCUCUCCUGGGGCCCCUCAAAGCCUGUCCAGGCCCUCACGCUGCUGGGCCCCGGGCCUGAGUCUUGGUCUCCUGCAGCCCGGCCCAGCCUCUGAGCCCCCUGAGUUCUUUCAGCCCGGGCUCUGCAUCACGGGCCAGGCCAGACAUCUGUAUACACAGCAGGCACCUGUGUCAGCUCAGUGUCGCUUCUGCUCAAUGUCUACCUCUUGCAGUCCCCAUGUGGCCAGUGUCCUCCCCAACGGCAGCUGCUGGUGGGGGCGGCUGGCACCACUGGCAAAUGGGGCACCCUGCUGGGGCUGGGAGGGGGUCCGGGCUCCCAGCCCCCACCCUGCUCUACUAGAAACGUGUCUUCUCCAGUCUGCCCGCUCCUGCCACAUCCCCCGCCCGGCCCGCCAGCUCUCUGCUUCACUCUCAGCCCUGCGUCUGCAUUACGGCGGUGCCCAGUGCUGGCCACCCUGCUGGGGAGGGGCGACCACCUGGCCUCCGCUCUGGUCCUGCCCCCUGGCUGUCCCUAAGGCACCAGCUCAUGUGGCCUAGCCACCUCGCCCCGAAUCCUUCCCUUCCUUUCCAAAAUAUGCCCUGAAUUACACCUGGGCAGACUUGGUCUGAUUCUCUGAAACUCCAUCAUCUUUCUGCAGAAGCCACUGAUGUAUUCCUCUCAAACGCCGAAAUAACUAGCGGGAGCUACUUCUCCCCUCGUUCAAUUCCCUCUGCCUUUCCUGAGAGCCCCAGGCUUGGAGCGGGAGUGAGGGAGCGUGCCAGGACCCCGGGGAAUGUUGCAUCCACGUGAGCGGGAUCCUGCGUUUGUGGGGGUCGGAGCUGGGAUGUGGGACCUGGCAGGAGGGUCACACCCUCUUCCUCUCUGGAGCUCUGGAUGUGGGGCUCUGGAGACUCACGGCGAGGCUGACAGUGUACAGUGAGAUAUCGUGAACUUCGCUCUAGGAGCUUUCGUGGGCGUGUGACUGCGUGUGUGCGGGGCUCUGUGUAGUGACCAGACUCAGACAGCGUAGGUUUCAGUGCUGCUUUCCCGGCAACUGUAACCAAUGUGCACUUUCUCUACCAGUGGUUUGUUCGAUUUUGUUCGUCCAGUUUUGUUGGAGAAAAACAAAAUCAUGCUGUGCUCUGGAGGGGGCUGCCGCCUGUCUCUGGGUAGUUCUGUGACCCCGACUGGCUGUUUUCCUGGAAAUCCUUCCUCAGGAGCUGGAAAACAGACCUCCCUGCCUGACCAAAGCUCCCCGUUUCUUGUGUGGCAUGUUUGUUUCUCUGGGGUCGGUGGCCGUCCUGCUGGAGGGCCUGCCUGCCGCCUUCCUCUCCGUUCGCCCUGUCGGGGUUCAGGGUGCACCCGCAGCCAGGGCCUCCUCUUCUGGCGUCAUGGGCUUUUCCCAAAGAGCUUGUCCCCUUCCUUAGGCUCCACAAAAUAUUAAAAAAGGAGACUUUUCAUGCAUUUGGAUGCAUGGCCCUCCUGCCUGGAUACGGGGCCAGAGAAAACAAACAUGUUUGAACCCCAGUAUUCAGAGAUUGUGGGGGGGGAUGGGCUCUAGAGGGGAGGUGGUGUCUCAUGGCUUUUUAACUUCUUUCACCACUUGGAGCCCAUACUCAUGCCCAGAGGUGUCCUGCAGACAAAGGGGGCAUCGAUGUUUAAACGAAGCGGGGCCGGGGGCAGAGUCCGGCUGUGGCGUGGUUUUGCACGGACGCCCUCCCACCCAGCCCAGGUGCAGCCCCACACAGGAGGGGCGCGGACUGCGGAGGAGCCUCGCAGCUGACCCCGCCUUAACAACCGACUUCCCUGCUGAGCCCUGGGAGUUUGGGUGCCAAGUGCACUGGAAACCUAGUCUCUUUAGCUCAGCCACAAGAAGUCACCUCCCUCCUUCCACGCCCUCUGGACUCGGAGGGAACUUUCUUAAAAGUUAUACUUAGGGUUAAGUCGAAGCAGCGAGGCCUGGUCUGGGUCCUGCUCUCCUGCUAAGAAACCAAGAGGGUGGUUGGGAGAAGUAUCAGUUGAACCCCACUCUUGUGGGGACAAGGGGCAGCAGGUGACACCAAGGAGGGGCAGGACAGGAGGGCGGUUCGCUCAUGGGGCCCCCCACCCUCGGACCCCAUGUCCUUUUGUAUGUGUUUACCCGGUGGUGGCAGCCUGUCCGAUCUUGUCUGUGGUCUGACUGUUCCUAAGUGUGUAACUCUCAGUAUUAUCUGUGGUGGCUGGUUCUGUGGUGAAAAGGAUUUAUUAUAUUCUUCAUGGCUGCCUUGUACAAACUCCGUUAGAAAAGAAAAUGUAAAAUACCAGAUUUCUAACAAGACAAAAACAGCAUUAUGGAGUUCAAAAGAUUUUUACAACUGGUCUUGAUUUUGAUGUGAGCUGGUUUUUAACUCUCAA
Messenger RNA from Pteronotus mesoamericanus, 6678 nucleotides. It is a transcript of the gene PITPNM3, whose product is annotated as PITPNM family member 3. Gene Ontology annotation, molecular function: metal ion binding; glycerophospholipase activity. The record is from RefSeq and is a predicted model, not a curated record. The coding region runs from base 79 to 3000 and encodes 973 amino acids. Gene Ontology annotation, cellular component: cytoplasm; COPII-coated ER to Golgi transport vesicle. The transcript is spliced from 20 exons. NCBI's taxonomy places the organism in Eukaryota, Metazoa, Chordata, Mammalia, Chiroptera, Mormoopidae.